Molecule: messenger RNA, 735 nt
Organism: Linderina pennispora
Lineage: Eukaryota; Fungi; Kickxellomycota; Kickxellomycetes; Kickxellales; Kickxellaceae
Product: ARM repeat-containing protein
Exons: 1
Cellular component (GO): eukaryotic translation initiation factor 4F complex
Molecular function (GO): mRNA binding; protein binding; translation initiation factor activity
Source: RefSeq, a predicted model, not a curated record
AUUGACCGCAAGAUCCGCGCGCUUCUCAACAAGCUGACGCUCGACAACUUUGACGACGUGUCUGACGAUCUGCUCAAGUGGGGCAACAAGUCAGCCGCCGAGACCGACGGCCGCAUUCUGCGGCAUCUCAUCAUGCUUGUGUUCCAGAAGGCCACCGAUGAGCCAACCUGGGCCAGCAUGUACGCACGCCUGUGCCACAAGCUGAUGACGCAGACCAACCCCGACGUCGAGGACCACAGCCUGAUGACCAAGGAGGGCAAGUUCCUCAGCGGCGGCUACCUGGUGCGCAAGUACCUGCUGACCAAGUGUCAGGAGGACUUUGAGCGCGGCUGGAAGGUCGACAUGCCCGAGGAUCUCGAGUCCGAGGAGUACUACGAGGCGGCCAAGAUCAAGCGCCGCGGUCUGGGUCUGGUCAAGUUCAUUGGCGAGCUGUUCCUGCUCGAUAUGCUCACUGAGCGCAUCAUGCACGAGUGCGUCAAGCGCCUGCUGUCCAAUGUCGAGACGCCCGAGGAGGAGGAGACCGAGUCGCUGGCCAAGCUCAUCACCACCGUUGGUAAAAAGCUGGACCGCGACCAGGCCAAGAGCUACAUGGACGCGUACUUCCAGCGUAUCGACACCAUGGCCAAGAACAAGAAGCUCAACUCGCGUAUCCGUUUUAUGCUGCGCGACGUCAUGGACCUGCGCGCCGCCAAGUGGGUCAACCGGACCAAGGCCGACGGCCCCAAGACCAUCGCC